Molecule: messenger RNA, 469 nt
Organism: Indicator indicator
Lineage: Eukaryota; Metazoa; Chordata; Aves; Piciformes; Indicatoridae
Product: histone H2A.V
Exons: 4
Coding region: 28-300 (90 amino acids)
Cellular component (GO): nucleosome
Molecular function (GO): structural constituent of chromatin; protein heterodimerization activity; DNA binding
Source: RefSeq, a predicted model, not a curated record
CGGACGUGGGACCGGAGCGGCGACACCAUGGCUGGUGGCAAGGCGGGAAAGGACAGCGGGAAGGCCAAGGCGAAGGCUGUGUCACGCUCCCAGAGAGCUGGGCUGCAGGUGCUGGAGCUGGCAGGGAACGCAUCAAAAGACCUGAAAGUCAAGCGGAUCACUCCCCGCCACUUGCAGCUGGCCAUCCGUGGGGAUGAGGAGCUGGAUUCCCUGAUCAAAGCCACCAUUGCUGGAGGAGGUGUCAUCCCCCACAUCCACAAGUCUCUGAUCGGAAAGAAGGGACAACAAAAAACAGCAUGAAGAGGGGAAGAUGUGCAGCGGCCUGCUCCCUCCUGCCGCCGUCACCGUACCUGGGACAGAAGAAACCUUGGGAAUCCCUGGAAUUUUUUUUUUAAGGCAUAGUUGAAAGGAGGAGCAUAGACAACUGACUGUAGAGAGGAGAUGCAGGCUGUAGAGUCGAGGGGGGGUG